AUGGCGACUGCUGUUGAUACUGUACGUGCGGUGGAAAAGUCUGCCGCCAACCAUGUCGAAGAUACCCUGGGUCACGGCGCGAUCAGCGAGGCCAAGCAGGCUACCGACGACGAGCACUCACAGACGCUGAUGCAAGCCCUGCGGGAAAACCACAAGGCUGUCAUGUGGUCUGUUUUGAUCUCCAUGUCUAUUAUCAUGGAGGGAUAUGAUACUAUCCUGAUGGGAAACUUCUUCGCCUACCCCACGUUCAAUCAGAAGUACGGACAGGAUUAUGGUGGUGAUAUCGGAUAUCAAGUGUCUGCACCUUGGCAAACGGGUUUAAAUAUGGCUAGUACAGUUGGAUGUAUCUUCGGCGGUAUCUUGAACGGAUACUGUGCGUCUAAGUACGGUUACCGACUUGUGAUGUUCGUCGCCCUUGGGUUUCUCACUGCUUUGAUCUUCAUCACAUUCUUCGCCAACUCCGCAGCAGUCCUUCUCACCGGCCAGGUCCUUUGUGGACUCUCAUGGGGAGUGUUUGCCACCAUCGGACCGGCGUACGCAUCCGAAGUAUGCCCCACCGUGCUGCGCGGUUACCUAACCAUCUAUGUAAAUUUGUGCUGGGCAAUCGGCCAGCUGAUCGCCUCCGGCGUUCUCUACGGACUCGUCGACCGAAAGGACCAAUGGGGCUACCGUAUCCCCUUCGGCCUACAGUGGAUCUGGCCGCUUCCUCUGAUGGUGAUAUGCUGGCUCGCACCCGAGAGUCCAUGGUGGCUCGUCCGCCACGAUCGUUUGGAAGAUGCUAAGCGCAGCAUUCGCCGACUGGGCGGCAGCAAGACCGAAGAACAGAUCAAUGGACAACUGGCGAUGAUGGUACACACGAUCAAGCUCGAAUCCGAAAUCGAAGCCGGCACCACCUACUACGACUGCUUCAAGGGAGUUGACCUUCGCCGCACCGAGAUCUGCUCCAUGGCCUUCGUCGGCCAGAUUCUAUCCGGCAGCACAUUCGCCUACUCGCCUACCUAUUUCUUCACCCAAGCCGGCCUUCCGGUCACUCGGUCCUUCCAACUCGGCGUUGGAUGCACUGCCAUUGCCUUUGUUGGAACCUGUUUCUCCUGGUGGCUGAUCACCGGAUUCGGCCGGCGCACGCUAUACGUUGUGGGCCAGGGAAUGCUCUGCGCGACACUCUUCAUAAUCGGCAUCCUGGACGUAUCCUCCUCCGCAAAAGGCAUCAUGUGGGCACAAGCCGGACUCUGCUUCUUCUGGCUCUUAACCUAUUCCCUGACGGUCGGCCCAAUCGCCUACGCUAUUGUUUCGGAGACAUCAUCUGUGCGUCUGCGCCCGCUGACAGUCUGUAUCGCACGCACAGCAUACCAGAUCAUCAACGUGGUGUCACAAGUUCUGGAGCCGUACUUCAUGAACCCCACCGCAUGGAACGCGUCCGGCAAGACUGGAUUCUUCUGGGGUGCCACGGCACUCGUUGCCUUUGUCUGGGCAUUCUUCCGUCUUCCCGAGGCCAAGGACCGCACCUACGCCGAGCUGGAUAUCCUGUUUGCUAGCAAGAUCAAGGCGAGCAAGUUUUCGUCGACAGUUGUCGAUCCCUAUGCGGUUCGGCCUGCUGAGUCGCAGGAGGGCCUUGUUCGUGAGAAGACGCAGGAUACCAACCAGUGA
This is a messenger RNA of Penicillium hordei, 1647 nucleotides long. RefSeq lists its product as uncharacterized. Gene Ontology annotation, cellular component: membrane. Bases 1 to 1647 code for a protein of 548 amino acids. NCBI's taxonomy places the organism in Eukaryota, Fungi, Ascomycota, Eurotiomycetes, Eurotiales, Aspergillaceae. Gene Ontology annotation, biological process: transmembrane transport; carbohydrate transport. The transcript is spliced from 2 exons. Gene Ontology annotation, molecular function: carbohydrate:proton symporter activity. The record is from RefSeq and is a predicted model, not a curated record.